AUGAAGGACCUCCUCCCAAUACCGGCCACCGAUCCUACCACCGCCACACCCGAUAGUCAGACGCAUACCGAUGCGGCUGGGGAUGGCCCAACCCUCUCCCAUGCUCUGGCCGCCGAGACGCGGGGGGCCCAGGGGCCAGCCCAACCAAAUAAUAACAACAGUAGUGUGGUGGAUCUGGGAUGGAACGAGAAGAAGGAAAACAUCGCAGCAUCCCCAAUUGAGGGUAUGACUAACGAGGAGCUAUGGCUUCUGGUUCGGCGGUUCAAUAAGCAAAUCUACAAUGUCAAAGCCACUCCUUACCCGCCACCUGGUGGCCUCGACUUGAACAUUGCAGAAGACGAAGAGUUCUCGCCAGAUAAGUUGCGCGCAAAUAUCGAGCGCCUCUACAUGACCGUUGGCGUCGGUCUGCUGGCGGCGUCCAAGCACGUCGCGCGGCUCCGAUCUUGGCAAGAGAGGAGACGCACCACAUACCUUGCGGGAGCAUAUUUCGUCGCAUGGGCCUUUGACUUCCUCAUGCCGCUGCUCUCAGUCGUCGUGUUGGCUUUGAUUGGCUUCCCUAGGGCUCGCGAACUGUUAUUCCCCCCCGCCCCCCUGGCUCUCGUCGACAGCAAGACUGGCGGCAUCCAGAAGCCCAAGGCCGGCGUCCUCGGCAGCCACGACAGCGCGACGGGAGCGCUCGAGAAUCACAAAGGAGAAGCAGUCGAGCAGGAAGCGAGCAACUUUGUUAGUGGCAUCGCUUCCGUUGCCAUGAGCAGCGCUGCGUAUUCGGACGAGGACCCGGGCGCAGACACGGCCCUUGAUCCGACGGCUCUGGCCACCAAAACGGCUGACGCCAGGGACAAAGCGGGGGGUGAAGAGACGGGGGCCAAGCACGACAAAACCAAGGUCCCGAUGGAAAAGGUCAUGUGGAACAAGAUGCGUCCGGUCAUGCACACGAUCGGCACCGUGGCAGACACCUGGGAGCGCCUAGCCAACGCCCUCUCCCCCAUCCCCCUAUUUCCCUCCGAAGUUUACCGUCUCCGCCUGGUCGCCAUCCUCCUCCCCCUUCUACUGGGCAGCUCCCUCUUCCUGACUCCUUACCUUGUGCUGAAAUUGCUCUCAUUCCUAGCAGGGGCCGUCUUCUUCGGUGACCCUGUCAUCUCUCGCUGCCUCGACUGGCUGAACCGGACGAUUCCGAACUGGCCGGAGCUGCUGCAGCCGCGCAACACGAUCCUCAACGGCGUCCCGACCAACGCCCAACUGACGCUGACCCUCCUCCGCCACGGCGAGGUCAACCACGCGCCCCUGCCGCCGCCGCCGCCGCCGUCGCCGCGCGUCACACCCCCGCCUCCGGACAAGCCGGCGGCCUUGUCAGAUGGCGACCUGCGCGCGGAGGCGGGCGGGGAUUCCCCGCUGGGCGUCUCGAACACGGCCGAGCUCGACUCGGCCAUCACCUACGAUCCGUCGACGAUCCCGCACGAGACCAACAACACGACGGGGCCGGAGAACCACGCCGCCGUCCGGGGUGAACGGGACCGGGACCGCGACCGCGACAGGGACAGCGCCGGAAGCGGGGCAACAACAUCCAAGCACGGCCACGGCCACGGCCACGGCCACCGGAUCCUCGGCUUCUUCAAGGGGGGCACCACCCGCGGGGCGGUCAAGACGGCCGUCGGGGCCGACAAGCUGCGCGCCAAGACGCCGGGCAGCGCGGGGGCGCGCGACCACCGGCUCGGCGUGCUGGCCCCCGGCAGGCGAAGCGGGGCCGGCGGCGGUCAGCAGCAGGAGGGUCACGGUCCGGUGCCCGCGGGCGCGGGCCCGGCCGAGUUCGAGGCGCGGUGGGAAGGGCACCGGGGCCGGGUGUACGUCUCUGCGUCCGGGGCGACGGUGCCGGUGGUGGCGUUUGGCAAGUCGUCGCCAUCGACGACGACGACGACGUCGUCGGCGGCAGGGCGGGGUGGUGCGGCCGGUGGCGGCACCGGCACCGUCGGGGAGGAGGAGGAGCUGCGGCCGAUGUGGAGCGUGCCGGCGGCGGAGGUGGUCGAGAUGCUCAAGAUUGGCGGCUACGCCUGGAAGGCGAAGCUGGUGGUGGGGUGGUCGAUGGGCACCGAGGUCAAGGACGGACUGGUCAUCCGGACCGUCGCCGGGGACGAGUACAAGAUCACGGCGGUGCCGAUGCGGGAUGAGCUGUUCAACCAGCUGAUCGCCUUGGGGGGCCAGAAGUGGGAGGCGCGGUGA
This is a messenger RNA of Thermothelomyces thermophilus ATCC 42464, 2217 nucleotides long. RefSeq lists its product as uncharacterized. The record is from RefSeq and is a predicted model, not a curated record. The transcript is spliced from 4 exons. Lineage: Eukaryota; Fungi; Ascomycota; Sordariomycetes; Sordariales; Chaetomiaceae. Bases 1 to 2217 code for a protein of 738 amino acids.